Molecule: messenger RNA, 3548 nt
Organism: Centropristis striata (black sea bass)
Lineage: Eukaryota; Metazoa; Chordata; Actinopteri; Perciformes; Serranidae
Gene: nt5c2b
Product: 5'-nucleotidase, cytosolic IIb
Exons: 12
Coding region: 994-2226 (410 amino acids)
Molecular function (GO): 5'-nucleotidase activity
Source: RefSeq, a predicted model, not a curated record
UUUUCAAAAUGAAAACACUUCUUACAUAAAUGCAUCAAUGCAAAUAAUGUUAUAGUAUAUUUAGAAUAUAUCAAACAAUCUGAGUGGGUUCAUUCUGCAUAACGAGUACUUUUACUUUUGAUACUUUAAGUACAUUUUGAUGCUGAUACUUUUGUACUUUUACUUCAGAAAGGUUUGAAUGCAGGACUUUUACUUGUAGUGGAGUCAUUUCACAGAGUAGUAUUAGUACUUUUACUUAAGUAAAGGAUCUGAAUACUUCUUAUUUGUACUUUACUUGAGUAUUUCCAUUUUAUGUUACUUUAUACUUCUACUUCACUACAUUUUGAGGCAAAUAUUGUACUUUUUACUCCACUAUAUUUAGCUGCCAGUUUUAGUUACUUUUCAGUUCAAGAUUUAACAUAAAAACAUAAUUAAUAUGAAAUGUUUGCUAACAUGUUUUAAAUUGAACAUCAUAAGAGUAUAUUAAGUAGUAAAAAUGAGCCCUACCUUGGGGAAAUUAAAGCGGUCUGUACAUAAAUGCAUCAAAAAUAAUAAUCCAACAAUAUAUUUUUAGAAUAUAUAAAACAAUCUGAGUGGGUCCAUUCUGCAUAACGAGUACUUUAACUUUUGAUACUUUACGUACAUUUUGAUGCUGAUACUUUUGUACUUUUACUUCAGAAAGGUUUGAAUGCAGGACUUUUACUUGCAGUGGAGUCAUUUCACAGAGUAUUAUUAGUACUUUUACUUAAGUAAAGGAUCUGAAUACUUCUUCCACCUCUGACCUUUCCCUGCAAGUCAAAGAGCAGUUUGAUGGAGCUGCUGUGUUUCUUUCUGUUCCCCUCACAGAGACCUACCUCUUUGCUUGCCUUGUGGAUUUCUUCUCCAACUGUGACACAUACACAAGGGGGAGAAUGCUUUCCUGUUUGGCUGGGGACCCCUCCAACAAGGGAAGGCUAUCCCAUUUAAAAGCAAACAAAAAAACAAAUGUCAUGUUUUUGAAAACCUUCUGUAAAGAUGUGGCCUGUCCGACGGCUGUGUACGUGUGUGUCUCUGCUCCUCUCCCCCAGCUGUGAAAGUGGCUUCAAAAAUGGCGACCUCUUCAUGUCCUACAAGAGCAUGUUCCAGGACGUCCGCGACGCCGUCGACUGGGUCCACUUCAAGGGCACUUUGAAGGAGAAGACGGUUGAGAACUUGGAGAAAUAUGUAGUGAAAGAUGGGAAGCUGCCUCUUCUUCUCAGCAGAAUGAAUGAAGUCGCCAAGGUUUUCUUGGCAACCAACAGUGACUACAAAUACACUGAAAAAAUCAUGACCUACCUGUUUGACUUCCCUCAUGGCCCGAAGCCUGGAACGUCCCACCGGCCCUGGAAGUCCUACUUUGAUCUGAUCCUGGUGGACGCCAGGAAGCCGCUGUUCUUCGGAGAGGGCACGGUGCUCCGACAGGUCGACACGACAACGGGCCGUUUGAAGAUAGGAACCUACACAGGACCUCUGCAGCACGGCAUCGUCUACUCUGGAGGUUCCUCAGACAUUGUGUGCGACCUGCUGGGGGCGAAGGGGAAGGACAUCGUCUACAUCGGGGACCACAUCUUUGGAGACAUCCUCAAGUCCAAGAAACGUCAAGGCUGGAGGACGUUCCUGGUCAUCCCGGAGCUGGCCCAGGAGCUGCACGUGUGGACCGACAAGAGCUCGUUAUUCGAGGAACUCCAAGGCCUGGACAUUUUCUUGGCAGAACUCUACAAACAUCUGGACAGCAGCAGUAACGAGAGGCCAGACAUCAGCACUAUCCAGAGAAGAGUCAAGAAAGUGACACACGACAUGGACAUGUGUUACGGCAUGAUGGGAAGCCUUUUCCGCAGCGGCUCCAGACAGACCUUGUUCGCCUCUCAAGUGAUGCGUUACGCCGACUUGUACGCAGCGUCCUUCAUCAACCUGCUCUACUACCCCUUCAGCUACCUCUUCAGAGCUGCACACGUACUGAUGCCCCACGAGUCGACGGUGGAACACGCUCACGUGGACAUCGACACCGAGUCGCCGCUCGCCACGCGCAACCGCACCCACUGCAACGACUGCAAGGACCUGGAGUGCAAACGCAACCAGCUGACCCGCUCCUUCAGCGAGAUCAAACCUCCCAACCUGUUCCCCCAGACUCCACAGGAGAUCACUCACUGCCACGAUGAAGAUGAUGAUGAGGAGGAGGAGGAAGAAGAAGAAGAAGAAGAAGAAGAGGAGGAGGAGGAGGAGGAGUAAUAAAAUAGACGCAGAGAAAAAAAGCCACGUUCCUGUUCCUCUCAUGUUUCCCAGUAGAGUCAGGUAGUAAUCUCUCUCAUAGUGAGGCAGGGGAGGAAAAACUCCAGUAUGUGUGUGUGUUUGUGUGCAUACAGUAUUUAUAUAUAUAUAUACACACACACACACACACACACACACACUGGAGGUUUUUGAGGAAAGACAAAGGACCAGUAGCGAGACAGAUCGUAUGACUGUCAGAAGACUGUAUGCAUGCUCGGUCCUCUAAAACCCAACUGUUCCUAGCUUCAUUAUAUAAGAAAAAUAUUUUAUGAUUUUUAAUUAAUUCAAUUUGAUUUCUGUAUUAUUUCCCCCCGUUAGACAGACAAAACGUCACAUACUUCAUUGUUUUAUACGCUGACUUUAAAGACCUGCUGGUGGACUUAACAGAUGCAGUCACAUUUACAUUUAAAUCCAUCAGAUGGGGUCAGAAAGCUGUAGUUUUAACCAGAACAGACUAGCCUUGCUAAUGCAGUAUGCACAUUAUAAUCAGACAGAAAACACUUUUCCGUUAAGGUUUGAAAAAAAAAAAAAAACAUGCACAUACUGUAUUAAAACAUUUUUUAUGCAACGUGGGAUCAACAUUCAGUUUUUCAUCUGUUUAGUUUCAUUUAGUCUCUUUUACUUUGUUCUAUCGUGUAUGUGAGGGUGUGUGUGUGUGUGUGUGUGUGUGUGUCAUUGUACUAAACUGAAGCACAGGAGCACCGAAGCACAAGUUCGCCGUCAAACAGAUGCAUUUUUCUUUUGUUUGAAGUUUGGUUGAGAGAGCAUGUUGUGGUACACGAGUGGCUCUUGAACUGAUAUUUUGUUACCAAGCAACAAUGAGGACGGAGUACUGUAAUAAUAACACAUUUUAUGCCAAUAGACUCUAUGACAACAAUGAACUACAGCAGCGUGUCUGGAAAUAGCUGUCAGGUGAAGCUAACAAGCAGUAUUGUUCCCACUGAGUUAUUUAGGAAGAUUAAACUAGAUCAGUGUAUUGGAAGAGGGUUUAAUUUGUGUGUGAAAGUGGCCUCAGUAUGCAAGGAUGGACAGUAUGAAGCUUCAUUCAGUUUGGCUACCUACUGCAGCUCUGUUUAUCUCUGGUUUUGGGGCUUUGUUGGGACUUUUUUUCUAUCUGCUGGCCCUGAAUUGUUGGCGACAGUGUGUACCGUUUUCUUCUGUUGGGCCUCUGAACACUGUGAAGUGACCAUUUCAUUUAAUUCUAGGGAUGUUUCUAGCUCUGUUACCAGUUUAGAACUGCUUGACUUUGCAUUCAAAUGACUAAAUAAGCAACAUUAUGUUAA